AUGCUGCAAAAACAAGGGAACGUCAACGAAGCCCUCUCGAUCCACGAGAAACUUUGUCUGGAGGGAUCCGAGGCAGCAAGAAGUGCAUUUGAAGCUCGCGAGAAGGUCAAGUUUCUCAAGAUAGCAGGACUCGAUGCCAAGAAGGGAGCACUCUACAAGGCGAUCGAGAGAUUCAAGAAGUUGCAGGAGGAAGCUGCUUUGGCAACGAAACGUCAUGAUCAUGCGGAAAAGGUGUUGCGAGAUACGAUGGCUGAGAGAGAUGGUGCCGAAGACAACGUCCUCGCUUGUCUUUCAGCACUGGCGAAUGUGAGAGCGGAUCGUGUUGCUCGUGGUUAUGAGAGUGGAUGA
This is a messenger RNA of Exophiala mesophila, 348 nucleotides long. RefSeq lists its product as uncharacterized. Bases 1 to 348 code for a protein of 115 amino acids. NCBI's taxonomy places the organism in Eukaryota, Fungi, Ascomycota, Eurotiomycetes, Chaetothyriales, Herpotrichiellaceae. The record is from RefSeq and is a predicted model, not a curated record. The transcript has a single exon.